AUGGCCUCCGUCAUGACCAUAAUUUCUCCGACCAUCACCAAUUUCUCGUUCUUCGACUCUCCGUCUUUCAACUUCACCGACACCGAUUUGGACAUUAAUUCGGCCGUGAACGCGGCCCAAGUCCAUCGAUGCAAAGAAGAAGCCUUCCGGGUCUACAUUGCCAUCCUCGUGGUCACAACUGCUUUGUUCGGGCUGUUGGUUUCGCUAUACGUGUUCUUCAUCUCGUUGGUCAAUAUUCGCGGCGAUUAUCGAUUAUUCGUUGCCAAUUUAGCUUUUGUCGACAGUGUUUGUGGUGAGUUAUAUUGAAUCAAAUCAAACAGCAACCAUAAGUUGUAAAUAUAUAAUUUUUCCCCUUUCAUAACUAUAAUAUAUUUUAGCACUCCUCUACGCAUUUAUGGGUUAUGUAAACUUGUCCUCUCACUUCCACAUUCCAAUCAGUGUCAUGUCCUACUCGGCCUUUGCAUUCUACGGUUCCUUCGGCGUUAUGAUUUGUGCAUUAGUUCCGGUUUCGUUGAGUCGAAUUGUUGCGGCGUCCAGGCCGCGGACAUACGAUCGGAUCUUCUCUGGUAAGCAGUGAAACCGUCUGUCAUCAUUUUGAUGACUAAUUUCAUUUACAGCAUUAUCUUUCGUUAUUGCAAAUUUCCUUUUCAGGUUACCGCGCUUUCGUUGUAUGUGCAGUAAUGGACUUACUCCCAGUGAUACUGUUGAUUGUGAUAUCGAAUGCUCAUCAUGACAUUGCCCGAUGGCUCUUUUUCGCGUAUGCCUCACUUACCGUUGUCGCCCAUGUUGUUACUUUUGUAUCCAAUUUCCUCGUGUUUUGGUUGGUCGCCAACCACAUCAAAGUAGUGCAAUGUCUUCAUGAUCGAACGAGAUUACUCGAAACAAGACAGGUAGCGCUUGCAACGCUGGCUCAAGCUGUCGUGCCUAUGAUUUGUCAGGUGAGUAGAGAAGCUCAUUUUUGCCCCAUAGGAUAUCGUUUUCACUUAAAAUCAAUGGAUUUAUUUCGGUAGUAGAUACGGAAAAAUACGUUGAUGGAACACUUCGCUUGCCAAAAAGCUUUUUUUCAGGUCCCCGCCUUCCUCGCGCUUUCCUCCGCCCUCCUUCUCAUCGAGCCCAUCACUCAUCAGAAUGUAAUCGUCAUCACUCAACUUUGGCUAACCGCGUCGCCUCUUUUGGACUCACUGAUCACAUUAUUCGUAAUCAAACAAUAUCGGAUACAAACAUUGGCGUGUGGCGCUGUUUUCUUCCAGUUGGAUCGAUGCUUAGGCCAGCCAAAAACUCCGACGAACAGUCUGGAGCAGAAUCAGAUGAGCUCCUUCUUUCUGGGCUUGCCAAAGACUUUCCGGGCUUCUUCAAAUUUGUAG
Messenger RNA from Bursaphelenchus xylophilus (pine wood nematode), 1364 nucleotides. NCBI's taxonomy places the organism in Eukaryota, Metazoa, Nematoda, Chromadorea, Rhabditida, Aphelenchoididae. The record is from the annotation of a GenBank genome assembly.